Messenger RNA from Silurus meridionalis, 1824 nucleotides. RefSeq names its product acetylcholinesterase collagenic tail peptide. Lineage: Eukaryota; Metazoa; Chordata; Actinopteri; Siluriformes; Siluridae. The record is from RefSeq and is a predicted model, not a curated record. The transcript is spliced from 17 exons. Bases 144 to 1520 code for a protein of 458 amino acids.
GAGCUGCUGCGCUGUGGUCAAUGUUAGAGCUGUAAAUAACGCCGGAAGCUCUCCUCCGUCUGCUGUACACACACUCGGCACGACUGCACGCACCAGGAGGAGUGUGAGGAGAAAAAGGGAGAACAAAAGACUCUCGCAGGAACAUGGCUUUAGUGAGGGUUGGACUCCAGCUCCAGCUCCUGCUUUAUUCAGUCUCAGGCUUCUCACCUGCAGACUCCAGCGACCAGCUGCCUUUACUCACAGUUCUAGCUCCUGUAGACAUCCUGAAAAGAUUCGACCCGUGUUGCCUACAGACUCCGCCUCCUCCACCCCUGUUCCCGCCCCCACCUAGCGUGUGGAGGAGAAGCCUGGCGGUUCCGGAAUAUGUGGAGGAGGGAAGAGGUGGAGGUGGAGGAGGAGGAGGAGGACAUGAUGAAGAAGAUUUGACAGAAUGUUGUCUCGCAGGACCUCCUGGACCUGCUGGACCACAGGGCCAAAACGGCAUUCCUGGAGUCCAGGGCCCCAAGGGAGAUAAGGGAGAUAUUGGUCGACCUGGAUCAAAGGGACGCAGCGGUCGUCCUGGGCUUCCUGGGAGACCCGGUUCUGCAGGAUGGCCUGGUCCUGAGGGACCCAAAGGAGAGAAAGGAGACCAUGGGCUGAUGGGACUGCCAGGGAUCAGAGGACCGGAGGGACCCAAGGGCCUGCCUGGGUACAAAGGAGAGAAGGGUUCACACGGAGAUCUUGGAGUUCCAGGUCCGAAGGGAGACAAGGGUGUAAGUGGACAUGCUGGCAUGCUGGGACAGAAGGGUGAAAUGGGACUGAAGGGAGAGACAGGUGUGGCAGGGACACGUGGUCCUACAGGACGCCCCGGCAGAAGAGGAAAGCAGGGAUCUAAAGGACAAACUGGCCGCAUAGGACCAAUGGGACCGGCUGGCUCUCUGGGACUGAGGGGAGAGCCGGGACCCUCUGGUCUUCCUGCCUCAGUGCUGUAUGUGGGAGGAGAGAAGGGUGAAAUGGGGACACCAGGUCUUCCUGGACAGUGUGAUUGCAGCUCCUUUGACACGAAUGGCCCUGGGAGCGCGUCACUCCAGCGGCGUGACAAAUACAAUAAGGUUUCAGCGAUAUUUGUGGUGAGCGGUGAGAAGGACCUGAGUGACCUGGACUCUAACAACGUUCUGGCUUUCAGUAAAGAGCAGAAAUCUCUCUACUUUAAAGACAUGGAUGGGUGGCAGCCAAUUCAGCUGCUCCCACCGCAUACCAUGGAGAGGGAGAAGAGAGCAGCGUGGACGUGUGGAGACGGAGAAGUGCAGACGCUGAACGGAGAGGAGUGUGACGACGGGAACAGGCUGGUCACAGACGGAUGUGUGGGUUGUAAGAAGGCAUACUGUGGAGAUGGAUAUCGACACAUCGGUGCUGAGGAGUGUGAUGGAAAGGACUUUGGAUAUCAGACCUGCAAAACAUACCUGCCAGGGACGUUUGGACAUCUCAGAUGCACAGGCUCGUGCACCAUCGACUCCAUCGGCUGCAGGAACGUUGCCUGAGCUCCUGACGCACAUGUGCAUGCCUGAUGGGAACUCUCACACAACACAGACACACACAACACACACACACACACACACACAAGCAUUCAGUGGAGCUCAUGUCAUGACUGUUUGGAGCCGUUUUAGAAAAAUUAUGAUUAUUUAUUUAUUUGUAUUCAUUGGAAUACAUUUUUUUAUUAUUUAUUAAAGCUGAUUGUCGUUAGGUGUGUGUGUGUGUGUGUGUGUGUUUUAAAAGAUUGAUAAUUACUGUUUAUUAUAAUUGAUAGAAAUUGCAAGUACAAUAAAUGAAAUUUCAUUGUUUUUA